AUGCCGCCGCCGCCGCCGCCGCCGCCGCCACCACCACCACCACCACCACCACCACCACCACCACCACCACCACCACCACCACCUACAAACUCUGCUGCAUUCUCGUGUGUUGAAUUUUAAUUGUGUCUUAGUACUGAGAGGAUGGCUCGUUUUGUGCUCCGCGUCUGCCUUAAGAUCUUAAAGACCUGGCUGAGGACCUAAUUGUAGAAUGCACUUUUACAGCCUCCCCCCCCCCCCACCGCCAAUACCCUCGGCUUCAGACAAUGCUGUCUGAUGAAGUCUGUGUCUUGGGCCAGAAAUCUUUCUGUUGGCUAGACCGAAAGCGACGGCAACUCCAGACCCCACUUGUAGUCACGUUGGUCAGAAACCACGGGAUCCGUACCACCUAGACAGAACAUGACUUAACCUUCAUGAGAACCGCCUCUCUUGUAAACUGCAGUGCACUGGGGCGCCUUCAUGCAGCUGUAGGAGAGGUCAGACUAUGGUCGCAGUUCGCUGCGCGGAUUAACAGUGGCGUCUUCUGCCCAGGCGAUGUGGAUGGUACAUCGUCUACCUCAGCCCCUUGUCGUCGUCGUCGUCGUCGUCAUUGUCGUCGAUAUAGCGUAACCACGUGAACAGGCAAACUUUGCCUCAGUUAAGUCCUGCAUCCCCGAAGUGAACAGGACGCAUGAGGACAUAGUUCCCUCCCCAUGUACCUACGAUUAAUUAUAUGUUGACCCGUUAGAGGCCAGCAUUUAAAAGAUCCACUCAAAUUAGUCGUCCAUUCCCGGUGAUUUCACAUUCAGCGUGAGGGGCAGCAAGAGGUACAUGCAUACAGGAGCAAAAACGCUGUCUCUGCGAUCCUGGAAUGUUUAUGACGUUGCUUUCUCAAAUACCGAGCUGGUUCUCCCCGUUAGGACGUCAGCUGCUCUAGGCCACGGCUUGCUGUGUACCAAAAAUAUCUUAAAAGUAUACGGAUCAUUUUAAAAUGUUAAUCAGGAAGGAGUGCCGACAGAAGACAAGAGGGACUGGGUGAAUAGAUAAGCAAAUAUUCGAGGUCCGUUGGUCCCCCGAAGAAGAAGAGGAGGAGGCCAGUUCGUGAACCGACGAUGGGAACGCGGCAGUUUCCAAAAACUUCAGCGCAAAUACAGUUCGGCCCAAGAAUUCUCCUCCUCCUCCUCUUCGACCUAUUAGUUGUAUUCAACCAGUCAUACCCAAUCACAGGUUUCGGUAAUCCAUGAUUCCGACCCAGAUUCUUUGUCCACUGAACGUUCUCAAGUCCGGUGCCCUCCUAUCGGUUUAAGUCGGAGAAUUUUGUGCGCUUCUCACUGCCUUGACAUCCCCGAGUGAACCAGCUGUGGGCCUUAUAAGUCAUGUGGUCUACAUUGAAGUUCAGUGACUGGGAAUAUUUUCCAUGAUAGCCUGCAGAGGGUAAACCCGUGUCUCAACUGGCAGACCAUUAAACUCAAUGCCCAAAUGAACCCAGGUUAAAAUCUCAGGUCUUCUCGCCCUGGGCCUAGGAAGUAACUGAGCGAAAAUGAAAAAUACGUCGAAAAUUGUCAUUUUAACCACCCUGUCGUUGUCGUCAACCCUUUGCGACUGGCGAUUUAUUUGUCGCUGGUUGGUUGGAUGGGAGCACAAGGACGAAGCGCGAAUCACGUCUCCGUUCUUCAAUCCGAUCAGUUCGGUGAGCGUCAGCCCCACGUGACUUUGUCGAAGUUUCCGUUUGCUCUUCACUGCGUUCUGUUGUAACGUGUCUUGUGUUAUAUCCUUCGGCGGACCUUCCAUACUGCCUAUCACCCGUUCAGACCUGCUCUCUCACUUCUAUGCUCGCAUGUCCGGUAAGCGGACCGACCUGUUGUUUUCGACUUACAUGUGAAGAAAAUGGAAGUAGUGAGCUGUUGGAGAGCUGCUCCAUAAUUACACACACACAAGAAGUACACUGAACCUCCUUGGUCAAUACUCAGAUCAGGUGAAGAAACAAGUGGCACACUUAGCGUUAACCACGUAAGCAGACAAGUCUGGCUUGAAAAGAUGUGACGCUAUGUCUAAAAACUGUGAUAAGACGCUAGGCCACUCCAACCAUCGGCCCAGUGGCCCCUCUACGGCUAACAUGUGCCUUUCUGUCAUUCUGAUAGGCAGGCUCAUACCUACCACCGAUUGUCGUUUCUUGGGCGGCGCCGGCCUCGGUGUGCGAUGUCCAUGGCCCCGCUUUGACGAUCGCUUAUCAUUUUCUUGUCGAUUCAUAUGGAAGGGAGGGAGGGGAGAACAAGAGGGAGACAGGUUUGUGGGGUGGAGGAUGGGCGGGUGGUGUAACUUCUUUCACGCCCACACGCACAAAUAAAGUAGCUCCGAGGGAGGGGAGACAUCCUACCCGUCGAUUUCAAUCUUUCCUGCAAAGAGCCUGACCAGGGGGGGGGGGCGGAGGAGAAGGGUAGACAGUUAUAACAUUACCGACAACAUCGCCUCCCGCAGAAGUGUGUUUUGUGUACCGUCACGGUCCUCAAACCUGACUGUGCACAGCCACUGCCACCGGUGUCGCCGUGACCAAACACGACUGCACCGGGACCGGCACACUUAAUGUUUUGCGACUGGUGGGCGCUGACUCAUAAGAUGGCUAGACUGCUGUUCACGGUACCAAUCGGUGUCUCGUACACAGCCUCCUAUUAUUGUACUUUUGUUCGUGUAUGUAAAGUAGCUUUGAAAUGGGUAGGUACUCCGCGCUCAUCAACAAUCUGCCUGACGCAUUACGAAUCUGUCCGGACUAGACCCCUCGAAACAGCUCCGGACGGCUGAGGAAGCUUUGUAACAAACCUGGGACCGUUUACAGCACUUACAGAGUACGCUCUUAUCAAAAUGACAAAAAACGACUUCUCAAGAAGAAGCUUCGCUUCGAAGUUUGAGCUCGAAAAUGGUUUUACACGGAUCACUAUGGCAUAUAAUCGAGAGCGAAGCAAAAUUGCGUAUCUCCACGAGUUGGACAUGUGCUUAAUAAAUUUAUUUUUUUAUAAAUCUUGCCUGAUCAACAUGCGCCAUCGGUUCGUUUUAUAAUCGUUCGCAAAGACGGGAUCUGCUUAGCAAAAUAUUCAGAAAAUUUCCCACCUGUGACGUGCGCCGCUACUACUGUUAUGUCCGAUUUUGAUACUGCGCUCAGGCCCCAGCUGUGAGUCGAUAAGUAGUCACUGGCUCUUCCGCGCCCAACCAGGGAGCCAACUUCGAAUAUUUUUUGAGGAAACACUGAGUAUAUCUCCAUCCGCUACCGUUAUUGUGCAUAUGGAUUGUAAAUAGGGUGCAGGAGGACUUGAGUUAGGGUUAACACUCAAAUUUAUAAUUAGGUUUGGAGUUGGACUUUACGGUCAGGAUUUUAUGACGGUCCGCCCUUUCUGGCACUAGAAGGACCUCCAAAACUCGACAAUCUCUUGAAUAUCAAUCAUACCUCCAAAACGUUCAACUUCAAAUGGAACACACUAAAACUGUAAAUCAGUCACAAUAAGAUCAAAUAGACUUUCUAUCAGUGUACCGAUCAUUAUUGGUAUUUUGUUACCGUGGUAGCAGGUUGGUAGUCCUAAACUCUGCCUGCAAACGGAUUGGCCUGUUCUGGAUAUCCUGCUCCUUUGAAUGCUGCGCUUUCACAAAGACCGUGUAAAAACAAUAAAACCUGCUCCAAUUAUUUUAAAGAUACUCCCCCCCCUUUGCGCGAACAGUCAUUUCUACCUGUCCUAGACCUGAGUAAGCUGUAAGGUCCAGUUUCGUCAGCUUUAUCUUGACCCAAGACUGGUUAGUCGUUGGAGCCCCUCCCUAAUCUUACACCGGAGACCCAGAGCAGAUUCAUCUUGUCUACGUAAAGUCGACUAAGACGGUAGUUGAGAGAACUAUGAGAAGGGGCACGUGUUCCUUACGCUCGAAAACUCCCCUGAGUUUACAUGUAAACCCGAGUCUUAAUGCGAACCGAUCAAUCUUAACUACAGGAGAGAAAUUGAUAUUUUAGCUGCGCCUUUAAAUUGGUGGUCUACGACGGCCAUCGCAGACGCUGGCAUGGUGACUAGCAGUCAACAGUUGAGGAAGGUUUAGCGACAAAGACCAUGUCUAGCUUACUUAAUGUCGUCAGCCAGUGAUAACCAAAUCGCUUGCUGCAUUCUCGGGUCCGAUUACCGAUCGGCAGUCGUCAUGUGACCUCCUGUGUAGACGAUAAUGGGGCCUCGUUUGUCUUAGUCGUUUAUUUUUACUAAUUAGGAAUUUGGACUUGUAUCGAACAGGCGUUCUGAAGUCAUCUCAUGCUCUUCCAUUUCCAUCAGAGAAAGAGUCUCAGAAAGAUAUAUCGCAGGUAGCCAGUUUGUCUGAAAACCACAGUGGGCAAGCAUCCCCGUAAGCUCGAACGACAGCUGUCUGGAAGGCUAUCUGAUAGUUAUUUUUGACCCGCAUUGCCGAGGUUUGUGAACAUCUGCUAUGCCAUGAUCAGCAAACCGUGUCCCUCACAGCCUGGUGUGCGCUGGCAGGUUUCCGGUACCUACUUAUCUGCUGGUAGAUGAGAUUGCGCUCCCGCUGGAUAUACAGACCGCGUGCAUGACUGCUCAGUCACUCGCGUCUUUUCUGUUGUUGUCGUCUUUGCUGUUGUCGUUGCUGGUCAAAAUCCAGGUCAAUUGUUUGUUGUGGACCAGGGGGUGUGGAGUGGAACGCCCAGGUGCGGACUCGGCAGUGCCAUCCACCUGUGCCUUCCCCGUCCCCGAUCUUCUUGACUCAGUCUUGACACCGGACAUAGGUAAGGAGGAGGAGGAGGAGGAGGAGGAGGAGGAGGAGGAAAGGGUCCCAUAG
This is a messenger RNA of Spirometra erinaceieuropaei, 4791 nucleotides long. Lineage: Eukaryota; Metazoa; Platyhelminthes; Cestoda; Diphyllobothriidea; Diphyllobothriidae. The record is from the annotation of a GenBank genome assembly.